Molecule: messenger RNA, 5269 nt
Organism: Penicillium brasilianum
Lineage: Eukaryota; Fungi; Ascomycota; Eurotiomycetes; Eurotiales; Aspergillaceae
Source: the annotation of a GenBank genome assembly
UAUGAUAGAAAUAAUAUUUAAUUUCGAGAAGUAAGUGAAAAGGUGGUGUUAGACUCACUCGUGAUCGACCAACUUGUGAAAAUGUCGCCCAACUCAGCCUUGAGGGCACAACAGAGCGGGCAUAACACAGCCACGCUCAAAGGUACUGGCUAGGAGCGGCGCGACCGUACCCGGGUUGGUGGCGCUUAAAUGUGCCCAAAGCUCUGCGAAAUGAAUGGUGAUAUAGGCGCCUUUUUGGUCCCCAUAUGACGCCUCAUCUCCAGCUCCUGCACGCUGAUAUAAUCAUUUUUGAUUGGCAACUCUCCUUGGAAGGGAAUAGGAUGGUAAUCCUUCGUCUGCUUCUAAAUUUCCUCGGGAUAUCAUCCACAAGGGCUGACUUGAGUCUGCUGAACUGCAUUUAAUUAUUUUGCAUCUCGUUAACUGACUGAUACCCUGUAUUCGUGAUCAGCACUCGGUGCCUGACGUUUUAACGACUCGGCGCUUCGGAUUUCUAGCCGCUGAGCUUAGGCACACUCUCACGACAACCCUACUGAAAUGGACGGAAGCGACCACGGGGAUGAAGACGGCAUGGAACCAGGUUCAUAUCGGCUGCCGAAGAGGCAAAAGACAUUUCACCAUGGUGGCUUGGCUACCCUGGGGCAUGCCUCGUAUACUGUUGCCUGGAUUUGUGCGCUUUAUAUUGAGAUGGCAGCAGCUCUAGCCAUGUUGGACGAAAUCCACGACCCUUUACAUACAUACCCGGAUGACAGCAACACUUACAAACUGGGGCGCAUUGAACAGCACAAUGUCGUCAUUGCAUGUUUACCAGCGCAUCAGUAUGGAACGAACAAUGCGGCGAACGUGGUGACAAAUCUCAAACGGACCUUCCCAUCAAUACGCGCUGGGCUGAUGGUCGGAAUCGGCGGAGGCGUCCCGAGUAAAGCCGAUAUCCGCCUGGGCGAUGUUGUUGUUGGUACCCGAGUUAUGCAGUAUGAUCUCGGAAAACUCGUGAGGGAUGGCCGGAUACAAAGGACAGGGAUACCGAAAAUUCCUCAUCAGCUGCUUGGCACAGCUGUAUCGGCCCUCCGAUCAAAACAUGAACUAGAGCCUACUCAGGUUCCGUCGAUCAUGAGACAAAAGCUAGCGGCCCACCCUGGCUACGGACGUCCAAGCUCACCAGAUCGCCUCUAUUGCGUGGAGUAUGACCAUGAAGAUCCUAGUUCCGACUGCGAUCAUUGCGACCAGUCAAAAUUGAUUUCUCGCAGCCAAAGGAGCUCAGGGGACAUUGUGAUUCACUACGGCGCCAUCGCUUCAGGGAAUCAAGUGAUCAAGGAUGGCAGAACCCGGGAUAGCAUUGCCCAACAGUUAGACAUCGUUUGUUUCGAGAUGAAAGCAGCUGGCCUGAUGGAUACUAUAUCAUGUCUGGUCAUUCGAGGGAUAUGCGAUUACGCAGACACUCACAAAAGCAAGGAUUGGCAGAGGUAUGCGGCAGCAACUGCGGCCGCAUAUGCAAGAGAGUUACUCAAAGAACUGCCUGUGACCGAAGGAGAUGCAAAACGUCCUUUCGUGCCUGACCACCAUGAGAGCCGAGUUCAUGAGCGCCGACAGCGAUUACUGGAAUCUUUACGAUUCGAGCAGAUCGACUCUCGCAAAUUGACUAUCAAAGCCGCUCAUGCCAAGACAUGUAAAUGGUUUCUCAGCCAUCCAGACUAUAAGACCUGGCUUGACCCGAUGAUGUUAUCUCAGCAUCACGGCUUUCUGUGGAUCAGUGGCAAGCCUGGUGCCGGCAAGUCAACAAUAAUGAAAUUUGCCUACACGCAUACAAAGAACAAAGCUCGCCAUCAGCACUCCGUUGUGGCAUCAUUCUUCUUCAACGCACGAGGUGAAAACCUGGAAAAGUCAGUUUUUGGCAUGUAUCGAUCGUUACUUCUACAACUACUCGAAGGCUAUGCUAUCCUCCAAUCCGUAUUGGAUGACCCCGAUGUCAUAAUUGGCCAGAAUGGCUGUCCUUCCUUGAAUGUUCUCAAGGAUGUCUUCUGUGAUGCUGUUUUAGCUCUCGGUGAGAAGUCGUUCACCUGUUUUGUUGAUGCUCUUGAUGAGUGCGACGAACAACAAGUCGUGGAAAUGGUGCAGUAUUUCGAAGACCUCGCGGAGCAAUCCGCAUCUCGUGGCGUUUUAUUCCGAGUCUGUUUUUCUAGCCGCCAUUAUCCCUACAUCGUCAUAAAGCAAGGAAUCAGACUUACGCUCGAGGACCAGGUAGGCUAUUCUGAAGACCUAGAAGCAUACGUCUCAAGCCGCCUCCAAAUUAAAGACCCCGAUAUCCUUAAGGAGCUGCAGCCCCGACUUCUUGGCAAGGCUGCCGGCGUCUUCAUGUGGGUUGUUCUUGUCGUCGAUAUUCUAAACAAAGAGCACCGACGGGGUGGUCUGAGCCUUAGACGAAGACUGGCGGAAAUCCCGAGCGAUUUGAGUGAAUUGUUCAAAGACAUCUUGAGGCGUGACAACGAGAACAUGGAUGAUUUGCUACUUUGCAUCCUGUGGAUUCUCUACGCAAAACGACCGCUGCAGCCGAAGGAAUUCUAUCAUGCUUUGUGGUCCGGACUAUCACUCAAAAGCCUAGUGGAUGACCGACCGCCUACGUUAGGCGACCCCGAUUCAAAUGACAGCUUAAACAAAUUUAACAGAUGCGUUAUCAGUUCGUCAAAGGGCCUCGCCGAAAUCACUAAAUCCAAGAGGCCAAUCGUGCAGUUCAUUCAUGAGUCGGUCCGGGACUUUCUGAUCAAAGACAAAGGUCUACAGCAAAUGUGGCCGGAACUAGGCCUAAAUCCGGAAGGCCCAAGCCAUGAAGUGCUGAAACAGUGCUGCAAUCUCUAUACGAACCAUGUCUCUCCGCCAAUCGUUAUAAAGCUUCAAGAGGGGAUAAGUUUCGAAAUAGAGAAUGAGGUCUGGAAACCGUACCCAUUUCUGGAGUAUGCCUACCAGCAUAUCUUCUACCACUCAGACGCAGCAGCCAGCUCUGUUUCCCAAGAAGAAUUCCUUAAUACAUUUCAAACUUACGACUGGAUUCUCAUGAACAAUCUUCUCCAAAAGUUCAGGAUUCAACAAUACAGGUCAAGCCCAAGUGAUGCAAGUCUAGACUACAUUCUCGCUGACAGAGGUUGUCCAAAUCUUAUUCGCGUGAGACUGAAGCACGACUUGGCUAUCCAUCUCGUUCAUCCGACUGAGAGAUACAGAUACCCGCUUUUUGCCGCCCUGGCUGCCGGCCACAAGGAGACUGUCGCCGCUCUUCUAAAUACUCCCUCCCACAUAUACAAUGGAGAAGAUAUCACGCAAGGCUCGAAAAAUAGAAAGGACAUGAAGGGUUAUGAGUACCUGACACCUCUGACUUGGGCGGCGCAGGAAGGACGGACAAGCAUUGUUCAGCUUCUUCUACUCCAAGGCGUUGACAUUGAUGGGCGCGAUCUGGAGGGGUACAGCCCUCUGCUCCAGGCUAUCACUCGCAACCAUGAAGAAACUGCUCGCCUUCUUAUCGAUAGCGGAGCGGAUUUGAACAUUUCGACGAAAGAUCUUCUGACGCCUCUCAAAGCUGCGUGCCUGGGAGGAAUGGACAACAUCGUUGACUACCUACUCGACAAGGGCGCAGAAAUUGACUCGGGCUACCCGGCACGGAGCACACCGCUUUUAAACGCCUGUAAAGGUGGCCAUCUCAGAACCGUGAUGCUCUUGAUCAAGAGAGGAGCCAGACUAGAUUUUCGAGACGAAAAUGGUGCUGAACUGCUGAUCCGUGCAUCGGAGGCCGGACACUUGGAGGUUGCGCAAUUUCUGAUCGAAAACGGCGUAGACGUGAACGCUACGGAUGUCAUUGGGAUGUCAUCCCUUUCAUGGGCAAUGCAGCAGGGACAUGAAUUAAUAGUUCAGCUUCUUCUUAACAGUGGAGCUAAUAUUCAUACGAGGGACAUAAAGGGAAAGACACCCCUUUUUUGGGUCGCCAAUCCAAGCUUAGCUAAUUGGCUCAUCGAAAGAGGGGCAAAUGUCAAUGCGGAAGACGAUGAAGGAAAUACGCCCUUGCUCAUGGUCACUUGGCGUUCAUUUGUUAUGUUGGAAAAGUCCUCCCGCAACAAAAGAGCUAAGGCUAGCUCUGCGAUUGGAUGUUUCAAAAAUGAAACACCGAUGGACAGUUGCGCUGGGCUUGAGUCAGUAGCAAAAGUUUACAUCGAGCAUGGGGCUCAAGUUGAUAUUCAAAAUAAGCUCGGAAAUACGCCGCUCAUGCUGUCCCUGAUCAGUGGGAAUAAAACGCUGGCAAAGUUUCUUAUCGAGCACGGAGCGGACGUCAAUGCCAGGACGAUUACGGCAAGGACACCCCUCCUAGUGGCCGUCGGAGGUAUAACGGAAGAGAUCGUAAGGUUACUUAUUGAGCGAGGGGCUGACGUUAAUGCAAGUGAUGACUAUGGAAACACACCUUUGUCAAUGGCUGCGAGAAGGGUGGAUGGCGAAGCAAUCGUGCAACUUCUCAUUGAUCAUGGAGCCGUGGAGAGCAAAGUGUCCGAGCUAGAUGAGUUCUGAACUCAUAUAGCAUCAUUAUUUUUUUUAAAAAGAAUUUGCACUUGUUGCAAUGCCAAGUUUCUCAAUUUUUGAUCGCGCUUUCUCCGAGAUUAUAUUCUACAGUCAUAGAAGUACAGAGGUGUUAGAUUGAAAGAAGGCUGUAGAAAAGAUGGUUGCGCAAUAACGUGGAUCAAUUAAAGCAAAUCGAUCGAGCAGCAUUUAUCAAUGUACAUGGGCUUUAUCAAUGAAGAGCUUUCGGGGAUAACACACGGCGAUAGACUUCCCCGAGAUCUCGAUGACAUGUUUUAUGAUAUCAUGCCAAUUCUCUCGCCUUCAAGUACUGUCUGGAAAGAUCAGAAAUUUUUUCAUUGCAGUUUUAAUGCUGAUUGAUGUUCGAUCCGUGGGCAAAUUCCGCAAUUACUACAAGGUUAGACUUGGCCCGUCAUUAUUCCCGAGUUUAUUUCACUAUAUUAACAGGCUUCUCAAUGUGGUUGAGAUGAGGACUUGCAGAAAGCAUUGUAGAAGUUCAAGUUGGGUGUUAACAUGGAACAAUUGGAUUAAAUAUGUGCGAUUGGCUGAUGAUCUGGAAGAUUUAACUUGCAUGAGCUUCAAAACUUGGAUAAUGGUACAAGCUGAUGGGGAUAUUGAUGUGACAUGUUGCUUAGAACCUCAAAUUUUUGAUGUACCGUAUAUAAAUUGGAGCAAAUGUCUUGGGGAUGUUCAUUCAGACAAGCUCUGUUGAUGGAAGACU